AUGAGCUCAUCCUCAGAGAAGAAACCUUCUUCUUCUUCUUCUUCUUCUUCUCCUUCAGUGUUGAAGGUAUUUGGUUCCCCUUUGACGGCUAUGAGAAGUGACGAGGCUCUCAGAGAUGGCUGGGUUAAGAAAAUCGAGUGUCCUUUCUGCCAUCGCGAGUUUCAGAGUUUGCAAGCUCUAGGGGGACACCAAAAUGCGCAUAGGAGAGAAAGACAAAUGGCUAGGUUUGCCCAAUUUGAAUAUAUGUGUCUGAAUCAAAGCAACCAAAUGUUCCAAUCGGUUACACCUCUUGUGGUUGAGCAUGGAGCAGCACCAACCUCUGUUUUCGGUGGUGCAACUCGGUUAUGGACAGCACCUGAGUCAUCACAGCUACCUGUGGCGGAGCCACCAGGUAUGCUUAUCCCUAUUGUACAAGCACCAGUAGUAGGGGAUGAUGAUAAUAUCGACCUAGAACUGAGACUAGGUAAUUCUUCUAAGUAA
Messenger RNA from Glycine soja, 480 nucleotides. RefSeq names its product zinc finger protein JAGGED-like. Gene Ontology annotation, molecular function: DNA-binding transcription factor activity; transcription cis-regulatory region binding. The transcript has a single exon. Gene Ontology annotation, cellular component: nucleus. NCBI's taxonomy places the organism in Eukaryota, Viridiplantae, Streptophyta, Magnoliopsida, Fabales, Fabaceae. Gene Ontology annotation, biological process: trichome morphogenesis; trichome differentiation; cytokinin-activated signaling pathway. The record is from RefSeq and is a predicted model, not a curated record. Bases 1 to 480 code for a protein of 159 amino acids.